Danaus plexippus (monarch butterfly) is the source of this 4128-nucleotide messenger RNA. Its product is annotated as cell surface glycoprotein 1-like. NCBI's taxonomy places the organism in Eukaryota, Metazoa, Arthropoda, Insecta, Lepidoptera, Nymphalidae. Bases 385 to 3606 code for a protein of 1073 amino acids. The record is from RefSeq and is a predicted model, not a curated record. Gene Ontology annotation, molecular function: chitin binding. The transcript has 9 exons. Gene Ontology annotation, cellular component: extracellular region.
UGGCAGACAUUUUGACGGAACAGUCGUGCACUCGUGUUUAAAUACCUUGUGAUUAUUAUUAAUAUAUAUAUACAUAUACAUUAUUAGUGUCAGUUGUGUGUUGCCGUGUGUACUUACAUUAUAUUACAUUUGCGACUUAUACAGCAGAUAUAUUUGCAAUUGUCAUAGAUGAAAGUAAUCGAAAAGCAGAAAAAGGGUAUAACUGAAAUUAUUUGGUGUUUUCUCAAGGAUUUUUUAUAUAUAUACAUAAAAUUUGUAACAUACGCCGUCCUUGUGUACAUAAUAUUCUAUUACUACGACAAAUACAUGAACGGUGAGUGAAGUGAUGUGAUGUGUGUAGUGUAGAAGUUACAAGCCGAUUUUAAAACACACCGGUGAAACAAAAUGAAGCGCUCUCGUCAUAGAUGGCUGGGGUUCGUGCUAUUUUGCGUAACUUUGGCAGCGCUCACGGACUUGCCGACAACGACAGCGGUCCGUGCGACGUCACUCAUCUUCUCAAAGACGACGACAUCAACCAGCACUGCUGGCCCAGAAGAAGAACCCUCUGCACCUGAUGAUGAAGCACAGGUUGAACCGAGUGCGGAAGGGGAAGAAGGGAACGCUACUAGUAAAUAUACGGGAAUUCCUCAAAUAGAUUACAUACUUGAUCCAAAUCUACCACGCGAGCUGAAUGGGUACAAUUUAUCCCAGUAUCCCUUCUACGAAGCUGUGCCUCCUCCAGAAACCAUGGAUUUCAAAUGCGAUGGACUCCACGAUGGUUUCUACGCCUCUAUACCCCAUAAGUGUCAGGUCUACCACCACUGCCUCUUCGGCACCAGAUACGACUUCCUCUGCGCGAACUACACAGCCUUCGAUCAAAAAACUUUCAUCUGUCACUUCGUGUCUGAAGUGGAUUGUAAAAAUUCAGCAAAAUAUUUUAGCAGGAACGAAGCUCUAUACAAGGCGGCGUCCACUGACCCUCCGUCUACAACAUCUACAACAACCACCACAACAACGACCACGCCGCGACCACCACGGCCAGGAAGACGCCGACCACAUCCCAGAUACGAUUACUACGAUGACGAUUAUUACUACCCAGCUAGAGAUGACUAUGAUUACGAAGAGAGGGGUGGUAGACGGAAUAGACCUCGUAGACCAGGCAAGCGCAGGCCUCAAGUUGACUACGAUGACAGAUACGAGACGAGAUCGAGACCAAGGGAUGAUGUUGAUGAGGAUUACGAAGACAGAAGACCAUAUGAAAGACCGAGAGCUGCUAAAAGACCGGAUUACAGAAGACCAUACGACGAUGAAGACAGAAGACCAUAUAAAGGUGGUAGAAGGCCAGGAAAACCGAGGGUUGAUGAAGAGUCAUAUGGUCUCGAAGAUGAAGAAAAUGACAGGCCGAGAGAUAGUAAAAGAGGUGAAUUUAGACCCAGGGAUAAGUUUCGACCUAGAGACGAAGAAAGAUCUAGGGACGAAAUCCGUCCACGAGAUGAGUUGAAUUCUAGGGAUGAAAUAAGAUUAAGAGACGAGGGAAAAUCAAAAGAUGACACGGAUUCUAGAGAUGUUAUUCGACCGCGAGAUGAAAAUAAAUACAAAGAUGAAGACAGUAAUAGAGAUGAAUUGAGAACUCGAGAUGAUGUAGACUCUAGAGACGAAAUAAGACCCAGAGACGAGAUAAGGCCUCGAGAUGAAAUACGUCCAAGAGAUGAAAUAAGGCCUCGAGAUGAAAUACGACCAAGAGAUGAAAUAAGGCCUCGUGAUGAAAUACGACCAAGAGAUGAAAUAAGGCCUCGAGAUGAAAUACGCCCAAGAGAUGAGAUAAGGCCUCGUGAUGAAAUACGACCAAGAGAUGAGAUAAGGCCUCGUGAUGAUAUACGGCCCAGGGAUAAGAAAAGACCCAGACCACUCAGAGACGAGGUCCCUGCUAUAGAAAGUAACCCGAGAGAAAGGGUAAGGGAUGACAGGUACCAAUCAACUGAAGGUAGAAGAUUAUACGAUAGACCAUACAGGCCUAGGGAAGAUCGUCCCCGGAAUAAGCCUGACCAAGACGAUGAUGAAGAUAGACCAGUAGAAGUCCGACAGAGUCCUUCAACUGCUGAUUCUCAACCGUUGGUGAAACCCAACGGACGUGGUAUUUUCAGUAAACCAAGAAUGCCGCCCAAAAUUAAAAGACCCGUUCCGAUUAAUGAAAAGGAAAAGUAUGAAUAUGUUACAAUAACAACUACAAAGGCUCCACCAAAACUGGCUGAUGAUGAAUAUUAUGAUGAAUAUGAUGAAGAGGAUAGCCGGCGGCCAUUACCCUCUGCAAAAACAAGCACUAUUCAACAAAAACCAAAACCUGAGCCAAUUGAAAGAGAAAAAUUUAAACCAACCAGAUCUGCAAGUAUAGAGAAAUUUAAAAAACCAAAGGUUCCAAUUGAUUAUGAUGAUGAAGAAUAUUAUUAUGAGUCCUCAGCACGACCUCUGAAGUAUUCUAAUAUCCAGCGCGCUAAAGACGAACGCCCAUCAAAAGCUAAAGACCCCGACUAUUUCUAUGAUGACAAAGAGAAAGUAACAGAAAAUGAAAAAUUUAAGGAUAAAGAAGAGGAAAUAACUUCCAAGAUAAGAGAUAUUAAACCUAAUGUAAAAGUUUUCAGGAGGCCUUUUUUACCGUCUAGGGGUGGAAGUCCUUAUCUCCCAAGAGGGCUACAACCAGUAGCUGGUAAAGAUAUGAGACUACCGCACAACACCACCCCGAAACCUACUUCUACCUCUUCUACUACAACUACAACUACUACAACAACCACUACUACUACUACAACAACGCCUCCACCAACAACAACAACUACUACAGAACCAACAACAACAACCACAGAACGAAUAACAACAACAGUCGCAACACAAAAACCCACAUCAACCGCUGUGCCUGAAGAAGAAUAUGAAUAUUAUGACGAAGAAGACAUAGAUUAUGAAACAAAACACAAAAAAGAACCAACCACAACCAUUCAGUCAGAAGUUGAAGAAAUUAAAGCGUUUCCUACCACCACGAGUACACCAGCACCCACCACGUUAAAAACAACAACUCAAAGAUACAUAGAGUCACAUAAUGAUAGAGCAAAAAAUUUAGCAACGAAAGUAUUGAGGAAUUUUAAUGAAAAUUACGAAGCCAUUAAAGAGAAACUAGAAUCGACUCUGUCACCAGGAGAUUAUCUGAAACCGUACAUCCCUUAUAGAGAUAUCAAUGUCAAUAAGCCAGCUCCGAGGCCUGAAAUAUCAAACGGUUACACGGCCACAGGAAAACCAUUGAAAAUACCAGACAUCAAACAGAAUCUGGCCGAUUCAAUUGAAAACGAAUACGACAUUAGGUUAAACGAGGCGAUCUCGCCCGUAAGAACUCCUAGCGGCUUCAUCGUACCCAACGACAGAGAUUAUUCCUUCUCGAGGUACAGAAACAAUAUUCAGUCUGAGCCUCAGUACUCCGCCUCAGAAAUAGGGGCUUACCAAGUUAGGAAACGACCUCAAAUCUCUGGUGUCACGAUCCGAACCCCCGCUUCGUAUUUUUUACCGCAAAGGGUCAUUUACGACGACGGUUCAGUGAGACAGACUCGCCAACUAAUAUAUAGACAAAUAGGAGAUGUAUAUUAAAUUAAAAUGAUGGGGUAACCUUUGAGAGAUUGAAAACCUAGGACUCGCGAGAUGACUAAGGUUUUAUAUGAUACAAGACUUGUAUGGUCUUUUCUAUAAUAUAAGUAUAUAGAUACGUACAAUCCAUUAAAAAUUUAAGCAUCCAUAUAUCGCUAGAUAAGAUAAUUUUGAAAUUAUUUAAUAUUUAUUCGAAAGACCAAUAAAAUGUGACUAAGCAAAUCUCUGUAAGUGGAUCUGAGUAACACUGCCAAUAUAUAUAGGAAGUAUGACACAUUCAGCCAUUACCAAUAGAAUAUUUUGACGACUACAUGUCCAAGUCUUAGUGUAAAAUAUUCCUAGUUACCUAUAUUGUUAAGUUAUGUAUUUUUCAAAGGUUACCAGAGUUGAGAGACCGAAUCAAAUGUUGUUUUACUGUGUACUACAAACAUUUCUUCGAUCUCCCUGCACUGACUUAUUGGUAUAUAAAUUAUAGUUAUAUAAGAUUUUGUAAAAAAAAAUAUAUAUAUAUAUAUACAAAAAAUU